CUUCUUCUCCGCCGUCGGGAAAAUGCGUGAGAUUCUUCACAUUCAGGGAGGCCAAUGCGGCAACCAGAUCGGUGCCAAGUUUUGGGAGGUUGUUUGCGCCGAGCACGGCAUCGAUUCCACGGGACGCUACCAUGGAGACAACGAUUUGCAGCUGGAGCGCGUCAACGUUUACUACAAUGAAGCCAGUUGCGGGAGAUUCGUUCCACGCGCCGUCCUCAUGGAUCUGGAGCCCGGGACCAUGGACAGUGUCAGAUCCGGCCCCUACGGUCAGAUUUUCAGACCCGACAACUUUGUUUUUGGCCAGUCCGGUGCUGGGAAUAACUGGGCCAAAGGUCAUUACACGGAAGGGGCUGAGUUGAUUGACUCGGUGCUUGAUGUGGUUAGAAAAGAAGCCGAGAACUGCGAUUGCUUGCAGGGAUUUCAAGUAUGCCACUCAUUGGGAGGAGGAACUGGGUCAGGCAUGGGAACACUUCUGAUUUCCAAGAUCAGAGAAGAAUACCCGGAUCGAAUGAUGCUCACUUUCUCCGUGUUCCCUUCCCCUAAGGUCUCGGACACCGUUGUCGAACCUUACAAUGCCACUCUCUCUGUUCAUCAGCUUGUUGAGAAUGCUGAUGAAUGUAUGGUUUUAGACAACGAAGCUUUGUAUGAUAUUUGCUUCCGUACUCUCAAGCUCACCACUCCGAGCUUUGGAGACCUGAACCAUCUGAUAUCUUCCACUAUGAGUGGUGUAACUUGCUGCCUUCGAUUCCCUGGUCAGCUCAAUUCAGAUCUGCGGAAGCUUGCCGUUAACCUCAUCCCUUUCCCUCGGCUGCAUUUCUUCAUGGUUGGCUUUGCUCCGCUUACAUCCCGAGGGUCGCAGCAGUACAGGGCACUUACUGUCCCUGAACUCACACAACAAAUGUGGGAUGCCAAAAACAUGAUGUGUGCUGCUGAUCCUCGCCACGGGCGAUACUUGACCGCAUCAGCCAUGUUCCGUGGGAAGAUGAGCACCAAGGAGGUCGAUGAACAGAUGAUUAAUGUGCAGAAUAAGAACUCAUCUUACUUUGUGGAGUGGAUCCCCAAUAAUGUGAAGUCUACUGUUUGUGAUAUUCCUCCGAUUGGGUUGAAGAUGGCCUCGACAUUCAUCGGGAACUCGACGUCUAUUCAGGAAAUGUUCCGAAGAGUAAGUGAGCAAUUUACGGCUAUGUUCCGAAGGAAGGCGUUCUUGCACUGGUACACGGGAGAGGGAAUGGAUGAGAUGGAGUUCACGGAGGCGGAGAGCAACAUGAACGAUUUGGUUUCUGAGUACCAACAGUACCAAGAUGCAACAGCCGAGGAGGAGUACGAUUACAAGGAGGAGGAGGAGGAGGAGGAGGAACUCCAGGAAUAGAGAAGUGUGUUAGUUUCUAAUGUUUGUGGAUUUCAUUUAGAUGUGUUGUUCACCUUGAUACCUUGUUUGGGUGUUUGGAUUGUGGCCUAUUGUAGUAAUUUAAAGGAGUGUUUGUUUACGUAGUUAGAGAAUGGAAUUACGCUUUCCAUGGCUUUCUUGCUGAA
Messenger RNA from Hibiscus syriacus, 1533 nucleotides. Its product is annotated as tubulin beta-8 chain-like. The record is from RefSeq and is a predicted model, not a curated record. Gene Ontology annotation, cellular component: microtubule; cytoplasm. The transcript is spliced from 3 exons. Bases 23 to 1369 code for a protein of 448 amino acids. Lineage: Eukaryota; Viridiplantae; Streptophyta; Magnoliopsida; Malvales; Malvaceae. Gene Ontology annotation, biological process: mitotic cell cycle; microtubule cytoskeleton organization. Gene Ontology annotation, molecular function: GTPase activity; GTP binding; structural constituent of cytoskeleton.